AUGUAUUGCCAAAAGGACACGGAUAAAUGCAAUCCUUGUGCCGGAAAGAGGCCCCGACCCGAAAAGCCUGAUGGCAGCUAUGACACCGCGGGCGCGAUUACCGCCAUCGCGGAAGGUGGCAUGUCCGCGUUUCGGAGCAAGUUCAUUGACAACGGGUUCAUCACCAUGUCCGGCUGGGGCUACGUGGGCGCGGGCGUCAUGGAUGGUGUCCUGGGCGUGAUGGAAGCCGGGGAACCCGACAGCGCAGCUUGGAACGUCUACAAGCUGGAAAGUUAUAUCUCCGAGGCCGUGGACUACAUGAUUUGUGAAUUCAAAGAAAUCUUGGGGGACUACUUUGCAGCUUACAUGGGCUCUACACAGCUUUGCAACUACAAUAUUGGCAUCGACUCGAUGGCUGCCGAAUGGAAAGAUAAUUGUCGCCGCCGGCAGUGUUUGAACUACACGGACCUCCCCUCGGAUGAGCGGGGCGACUGCUGCACCGUGCAGACUGGCGCAGCUGAUGUGGACUGUGAGGACGCCAGCCAUGAAGAUAUCAAGCAGGGCCAGGCCUUUUGCCGGCUCAAUGGGGAGUUUUCACCUGGCACUGGAGUUUGUAGCCCUUCCCGUAGAUGCUUACAGUGUAUGACCUUCGAGAUGGCCAUCGAGGACACCAAGGAGCAGAUUAACUUGUACAAGACCUACCCGACGAACUGGGGGGCUGCCCUCGAGGGCUACAGCAACGUGGAUGCCAUCAUUGCCCUUUGCAAGGGCACCAUGAUGAUGGUCACCUUUUACCAAGAGCUGGUUUUGUUGGGAGGGAUCGGGUCGAUGGGAAACUUCCAGUCGUUUUGCUCCAGCAGCUAUGACCAGCUGAAGACCAAGAUUGACCAUCUCAUGAACAGUGCCUCACAGGUGGUCGAAGACUCCUCGUGCACGUAUGGAGAUGAUGUUGAGUUCUGUGUGCCAUCGUCGAAGUGCAGCCCUACGGGUGGACUUUGCAUGAACGAGGGCUGGACCGCUUGUCCGGCGACGUUCAAGAAGCCUGUGUGCAUCUUCACCCGCAUGGGCUGCUCAAGGCCCUACUCCAUGUUGGGGUCUUCCUAUUGCCUAGAUGCCGGGAACGCUUUUUGCGCGGGCGAUGCGGACUGCAACGUGGACGCGUGCUAUUUUGCCUGUAUGGAGCAGGAUGGCAAUUGCAAUAAGUACGUUCACGGCGUGUUCCAACACGAGAAGAAGGCGGCGACUCAGAAGCUGAAGGAGAUCUACACUGAACAGCUCCAGGCGGUGGCCUUCAAUGUGUUCUGGCAAGAUGACCCAGAAACCAAGAUGCUUUACUCAACGUGA
Messenger RNA from Durusdinium trenchii, 1323 nucleotides. NCBI's taxonomy places the organism in Eukaryota, Dinophyceae, Suessiales, Symbiodiniaceae. The record is from the annotation of a GenBank genome assembly.